Molecule: messenger RNA, 938 nt
Organism: Salvelinus sp. IW2-2015
Lineage: Eukaryota; Metazoa; Chordata; Actinopteri; Salmoniformes; Salmonidae
Source: RefSeq, a predicted model, not a curated record
GUCUCUCUGAGACGAGUUGUCCUCAGGAAGACCACUUUCCGCCCAAUCUGUGUGUGAAGGUGAACGGGAAGCCAUGCAACCUCCGGGUUAUCUUCCUCCAACGAAAAACGGUGUGGAGCCGAAGCGCCCCAGCCGGCCAUCAACAUUACCUCGGUGGUCAGACUAUCCACCACAGUCCCCAACACCAUCGUGGUGUCUUGACCUCAGAGGUUGGAAGGAGCUACUCUAUGGCGGUGUACCUGGUCAAGCAGCAGUCGUCCACAGUACUGUUGCAGAGACUACGGUCCAAAGGCAUCAGGAACCCAGACCAUUCCAGAGCACUCAUCAAAGAGAAGCUAACGGCAGAUCCAGACAGUGAAAUCGCCACCACCAGCCUGCGUGUGUCGCUGCUCUGUCCGCUGGGGAAGAUGGCGUCUGAUGAUCCCGUGCCGGGCGCUGACGUGUCCCACCUGCAGUGUUUUGACGCUACGCUGUACAUCCAGAUGAAUGAGAAGAAACCCACCUGGGUUGUCCCGUCUGUGAUCAGAAAGCCCCCUACCAACAUCUCAUCAUUGACGGGUGAGACCCACAACCUGAACCGGCUCUUAGUGUCUCUCUUAAUACAGAACAUAGUGGUCCUACAGGCCUUUCAGAAAGGAUUCAUGCCCCUUCACUUAUUCCACAUAAAGCAGCGUCUGCCAAGUGACAUCAUUUAUGAGCUGGGUGCUGAUCAGGACCGUGUCAGGUUUUAUGAGCUGGGUACUGAUCAGGACCUUGUCAGGUUUUAUGAGCUGGGUACUGAUCAGGUUGUUCCAGGUUUUAUGAGCUGGCCAAUGCCUCUGGCAAACGUCGACGUGUUUAUGGGGGCCAUCUGGACCACUCUGCCUGGCCUGCAUGGCCUCUCUCUGGGCUCAGGUGGGUCCAAGAUGUGCCUGUCUGGGGCUCUGGGCACCAAGUGA